Messenger RNA from Dicentrarchus labrax (European seabass), 4437 nucleotides. Its product is annotated as adenosine receptor A1-like. Gene Ontology annotation, molecular function: G protein-coupled adenosine receptor activity. Lineage: Eukaryota; Metazoa; Chordata; Actinopteri; Moronidae. Gene Ontology annotation, cellular component: dendrite; membrane; synapse. The record is from RefSeq and is a predicted model, not a curated record. Gene Ontology annotation, biological process: G protein-coupled adenosine receptor signaling pathway. Bases 581 to 1600 code for a protein of 339 amino acids. The transcript has 3 exons.
AUUAAUAUCUCCCUGCGUAAAUGUCACCAUAUCUAAACUGGACUUAUUUCUGGAGAGCCAAUUAUCCAGAGGAAUAAACAUUUACUGUCUGCAGCCAAAUAAAGAGAAAGCAUGAUGGCGCAAUUAUGAAAAUGACUCAGAUUCAGCCGGAAACGACACUAUUUACGACUAAUUCUGUUAAUUUUUCCGACCUUUGACACAUGCCUGACACUGAGGAAAGCAGCUCUGUUAAUCCGCGCUUUGGAAACCUGCUUGUGACUCAUUCAUAGGCUACCCCCGCGGCCGUCCCGUCCCUCCGCCAGCAGGACUGCAGGGGCCACUUCAUUCUCGGAAUCACCGCCUCGGGACCGUAUGGAGACCAAGUUCUGCGUCUGGCUAUAUCUGGCUACUCUAUGUCCUGGACCAGAUUCUAAAAUCAUUCAGAGCAGCAGACACUACCUUUGCCCGUGUGGGGAUAUAAAACAUGCGAAACCAAAGUCAGGUAGUCUCAGUCGGUGCCCACAAACUCAAACAGGGAACUCCCUCGACGUGUUCAGGCUGUUUUCUCCGCUAAGCGCACACUCCUCCAGCGCCUGUGAACAUGCCUCCGGGUCUGCCUGCCUCUAAAGCCCUCUACAUAGGGAUGGAGGUGGUGAUCGCCCUGUCGUCGGUCAUCGGGAACGUGAUGGUGGUCUGGGCUGUGCGUAUUAACCGGUCUCUGAGAGACACCACGUUUUGUUUCAUCGUCUCCCUGGCCUCGGCUGACAUUGCGGUCGGCGCUCUUGUCAUCCCGCUCGCCAUAACCAUCAGCAUCGGACUCCAGACGCACUUUUACAGUUGCUUGCUGGUCGCCUGCACAGUGCUCGUCCUCACUCAAAGUUCAAUCCUGGCACUGCUGGCCAUAGCCAUCGACCGCUAUCUGAGAGUCAAAAUACCCAUGAGCUACAAGCGCGUGGUGACCCCUCGGCGAGCUGGCACGGCCGUGUUAUUGUGUUGGCUGGUGUCCAUCAUAGUGGGCCUCACGCCCAUGUUGGGCUGGAAUAACCUGCAGAGUCUCCGUGACAAUGGCUCCCUGAUCACUGAUGACCUCUUGGUAACCUGUGAGUUUGAGACAGUCAUCAGCAUGGACUACAUGGUCUACUUCAACUUCUUUGGCUGGGUGCUGCCCCCUCUGCUCCUCAUGCUGGUCAUCUAUGUUGAGAUUUUCUACAUGAUCCACAAGCAGCUGAACAAGAAGGUGACAGCUAGCCACACAGACCCCAGCCGUUACUUUGGCAAGGAGCUCAAGCUGGCCAAGUCGCUCGCACUUGUUCUUUUCCUCUUUGCAGUCAGCUGGCUCCCUCUACACAUCCUCAACUGCAUCACCCUCUUUUGCCCCGCUUGUGAUAAGCCAAUGUUUCUCAUUUACAUCGCCAUCAUCCUCACCCAUGGCAACUCGGCCGUGAACCCCAUCGUUUACGCUUUCCGCAUCAAGAAAUUCCGCACAGCAUUCCGGAAAAUUUGGAAACAGUAUGUGCUCUGUCAGGAUCCAGUCGGUCGUCUCCCUCAAAGAGGGAGCCAGAGAGGACAAAGUCAUGAGAGGAGGCUGAGGCAGAAUGAUGAUGACGAUGAUGAUGUGUGACCUUUGGCAACUAAUUGGAUUGCUGUGUAACUGUUAAGUUUCACUCCACUGGUUCACAGAAUGGAGAAGAAGUUAUUUUCAUGCUUAAGGAAUUACCAGUCAAAACGACCUUAAUAGCAUCAAAGGAUGUCAGAGGGAUGAAAUAGAUGAGGGAACUUCAUCGUGGACUAACUGAUUUCCUCCAUCCAACAAAAUGUCUGAGGACAAGACGACAAAGCGUGGAGAUGGGAUAGACAUCCUAAAUCAGACUUUGAUUUAAAUAAGACUUAUAUAUUGUCUAUUUCUCCACUGGCUGACAAAAUGAUGAUGAUGUCGUAUGGGAUAAGGGGCUUCUCAUCCGUUUCAACACCAACCUGUUGAACUUGAAUCAGUAAGUGUAUAUCUGUAGCGCACGCGGUACAAUAGUAGUGUAUGCUCUACUGCAUUUUUGACCUGAUAUAAAACUCAUGGCCUUUUUCCACGUGAAUGAACUCAAAUUGUUAAGCAUUGUAUUAUGCUCUACAUUUACAUGCUAAGUUCUGUGGCCUUAUGGACAGAAAAUCUAAUGAAGAUGAACUAGGCAUUGUGUUAAUUGUAUGAAUCUGGUUAACCAGUGGUGGGGAAGCAGGAAGUUUGCGCGACCAACUUGAGAUGGACCAGGAGACAGGACACUGUAUGCUGGCUGCAUGGAUGUCAGAAUGUAAAAUGUCCUCACUUGGAAUUAAAGCCCAGGAUCUUUGGUGCAAUGAACCUCUGGUUUACCUACUGCGCUAAUAUCAUUAGACUAAUAGCCUUUACAGAUGUGAGGUGCAAUCCAGUGCAUGUGAAGGUUAAGUUUUUUGACUUUUCUGAGACCAUUUGACUGACAGAAUAACUAGUACUAGCUAAUAGUUGUAGCCAAAAAAAGCAUCCAUGCUAAAAGAAAAAUUACUUGACCUAUAGUAACUAUAUAACAGUAGCUGAAUAAUUUUGUUUGGAUGGAGGACUGUGAAUCUAAAGAAUGUUGGAGCUAAGCUUAACUUGAUCUGGGUGAUAAUCAUUUUUACCCUACAAUGUACCUCUGCCAGGCACUUUCAAACUUCUUGCAGGUGGGAACAUUAAAACAUUUUCCCCCUGUUUCUUUGUAAUGAAGUAGAUAUACCAAUGUAGCAUCAUUACAUCCUCCCUGACCAGUAUUGCCCUUCAGAAUGAGUGAGAUUUGACAAGAAAAAUACAUGUUGACACGGGACUGCUGACACAUAUAAUACGUACUGUAUGUAACUAAUACAUGUAUAAAGGUUAAUGGAGGCUACUGUAUAAAAUUCAACUCACUGAGCAGACAGUUGUUUAUCUCUUACAUGUCCUCUUACAGCUGUGGACUGAUUGCCUAGAUUGGGAAAUCCACCCUCAAAACAUGUCAUUUGAUUUUUUUUUACAACAUAGAUAAAUGGAGACAAGAAUGUAAGCAAAAAUGUAAUGGCAUAGUGAGCCCUGAUUUACAUUCAUAACGCUGUAUGUGCAUUAGCAGGUCACUCUGCUUCAUGACAGAAAUAGCAUCUCACUUUCUCUCCACGCUUCUCUGUAUCAAGGCUAAAGCCAUCAGUGGUGGGAGGUCAUUUUUCGUCUGCACACAUCGAUCUUCUGUCUCACGGCAGAGGUCUGGCUCAUGUACGAAUAAGUGAGUAGGUUAUGAGGGUGUGGGAGUCCAGGGGUGAAGUUGGACAAGAUGGAAGAAUUGUUCCGUUUACAAGGGAACCAGAAGGCAAGAGUGCAGCUGAGGAACUCAUCAAGAGUUUAAUCUCUCAACAUUAAGGCCAGCCAGAUGCUUUCCCAACAAAUAAAGAGGCUUGUUAAUGUGACCUUAUUGAGACCUCUGACUUAACCUGCUGUGGAAUUGUGUGUUACAACAUACACACACACACACACACACACACACACACAUCUUCAUCAGACAAGUGGACUGGAUUUUCAAUGCUGCUUUUGUAACGUUUCUAUGUGAUUCUUUUCUCACUUUGUGCUUAUGUGAAAUGCCCCUAAAGCCACUAUGUGUAGAAUUUUAUAUUAUACAAGGCAUAUACAAGAUAUUAGAGCGUAAUUCAAAUUAUUAUGAUGCCGUUUAUGAGUUGCUUUCAGCCCAUGCAUUCUUUGUCCUCAUGUCGGCCAAUACAUGUAUUGGGGAUGGGGGAAUUACAAACACAGUCUUUUUUGAUACUACCGCAGGGGGCACUAAAUUAUGAAAUUUUUAUUUUUCAUAUAGUGGCUUUAAGUUUUGUUUACUUUUACUGAACUGGUGUGAUAAAUUAAACUUGAUUUGUGCAAUAUUCUCAGAUGUACAUUAAUAAUAUCAAAAGAAAAACUGUAGCUUAGAUAUCAUAUAUGUAGACUGUUAAUCAGAAUCAAGUACUGGUGGCUAAAAGCAAUACGUGCUAAUAUGGUGAUAAAUCUGUAAUUAUGAAGGAAUAAAUACGUCAAUAGAUGUAGUCAAAACACAGAAAGCAGACUCUUUAUCUCAGCUGAAUAAGUACAUUGUGUGAAUACAGUUGGUGUUAACUGCUGUGCUGUUGGAAAACACACUUUUCCAUCAAACACAAGAGGAGAGAAAGAAAAUAAAGUUGCUUUUAUCAUGGACGCUGACUCCAAAGAAUUUGAUGACAGAAGUCAUCAAGUAAUUUUGAAAAUGAACUGAAGUGGUUUGCAGGUUGUAACAACACAACGUCAUGUCUCUUUUGGUAAAUACGCACCUUCAUACAAGUCAGGACAAGUUUGUUUAUAAAGCCUGAAAUCACAGGUUUGUCCAAGUAUAAGACAUACAAACACAUAGGGCAGUGUCCAUUAUUAAAUACUGUUACAUUUGAUUUUUUAUAAACUGAUGUCAAGGA